UGAGGCUAAAUUAACAGCUCUUACGAGUGACAAAAAAGAAGAAAAUACUGAAAAUGCUGUCUAUUUAUUGCAGCUAGAAGAGAAUUUCAGAAGAGAGUGAAUUUUUCCCGAUCGUACUUUUCGAGCUGACGUUAUAGAUUCUACUUUUACCUUUCGGAGCGUCUGCAGUUACCACAAGGAACGAUACCGAGCAAAAGAGUAUGUUAUUGCUGCUAUCGCCAUCUUCACUGGGUCGUGUUUAUUGGUGAUGAACGUUAACUUGGCAAGACUGAUCUGUUUUUGAGAUGCGAUUCGGUGGACCAUGCAUGCAUUGAGGGGUGCCCUGCACUUCGCUACAGCCCGCCGUCGAGUCGCUCCACUUUUCUGAGAAUAAAUGGGCUUCAGGAGGACAAGCACUUAACCUAAAUCCAAGCAUGAAUGUACAUGAAUUUCUGCAGUUGGCGAUUUCAUACUUACUUUUGCUCGGCUCUGCAACCCUUGGCCAAGGUUCAGCAUGCAGAGCUGGGUGCAAUCUUGAAAAUGGGUUUUGUGAUAAGUAUGGCGAGUGCAGGUGCAGGCCUGGCUGGCAAGGUUUGACAUGCGAGCAAUGUGUUCCUUUCCCUGGCUGCGUUCAUGGAAAAUGUGAAAAAGCUUGGCAGUGUAUCUGUGAGCAGGGCUGGGUAGGCAGUCAAUGUGACCAAGACAUCCAUCUGUGUUCAGCAGAGCCUUGUUCUGGCAAUUCAACUUGCAUUGAGACAGGAGAAGGAGGAUAUAUCUGCAUCUGUCCUACCGGCUACACAGGGAAAAACUGCCAGCUGAAGAAAGGACUAUGUCUAACAAAUGGCUCCCCAUGUCAGAAUGGAGGCACCUGUAUGGAUAAUAAUGGAUCUGACAGCCACUUGUCUUGCCUCUGUCCGCCUGGAUUCACUGGAGAUUUCUGUGAAAUUGAUGUUGAUAAGUGUGAGCCCAACCCAUGUCUAAACGGGGGCACUUGCACAGAUCAUGGUCUGGCUUACACAUGCCUUUGCCCCCCUGCUUUCUCUGGUCCCAUCUGCAACACCAACCUGGCUUCAUGCUCUGAGGCCACCUGUGGAAAAGGAGGCACUUGUUUAAAUGGGACUGAUGGUGGAACCUACUGCAUUUGCCCACCAGGCCUAACAGGACCUUCAUGUGAUCUCCACACUCACAAAUUGAAACCAAAAGCCAGGCCUAAGCCCCCAGGCCUAGGCCAUCCUCCCCUGCACUACGGCCUCCCAGCCAAUGCCUUCCACAAGCUUCUGAGGCCCCCCGAGCAUGGGCUACUUAAGAUCACCUUGAAGGAGACUGUGCAUACCUCCAGCCCCCUGGUCACCCACAGCCAGGUCAUCUGCUUUGCCGUACUGGGUCUGCUCACUUGCUUGGUGAUCCUAGGAACCACGGGCAUCAUCUUCUUCAAUCGCUGUGAGACGUGGCUGGUGAACGCCAAGUAUAGCCAGCUGGUCCGGCAGCAGAGGGACUACCUUCUGAAGGCUACAAAUGGCGAGGAUCACUCCAUAAACAUCAUCCUGCCAGAAAAAAUCAAGCUGACCAAUUAUGGAAAGCAUUACACCUCUAUAUAAGGCAGGGCCACAAAAUAGUUGUCCUUGGAGUUUUGUGUGCAAAGGAUUUUGUUAUGUGGGAGGCUUAAAUAAAUUGUAGGUGAAAAGGGGAGAGAAUGGAAACAUUUGUCACACAAACGUUAGAGUUACAUGUGACCCCAUGGAAAAUGAAAGGAACAACAUGAAAAAGGAAAAAGUUCUUAAAACAGAUUAAGCAAAAGAAUGUUUUAGAGUUUGUUACUAGAUUUGUUUAAAUAUACAACAUAGGUACAUAGAAUAAUAUGUGCUUCAAACUACAACUUAAGAACAAAAAAUGUAUCCAUAUUGGUACAAGUAGACUUUGACAAAAAACAUCUCAGUGUAGCAGGAGCCACAAUAGUGGAUACCUUUAUUAUUGUCAUAAAAAGCAGUGUAAUAAUGAAUACGAGAACAUGAGAGCUAAAAGCUAAGCUUUUACAAGAUGUACUACAUACUUAUUUGGGGCUUUAAAUAGGAUAUUUUUGGAGUGCCAACCAGAGUAGCAGUCCUAGGAAGUCUCAGAAUGAAAGCCUUGCAAUAAUCAGUUCUGUCCAUUUUUAACAGCUCGUUUGGGGCUGCACUUCACAGCAUCUCCUUGAUGUGAAUAUUAUCUGCUAACAUCCAGGGCAAGGCACUGUUGUUAACUGUUUGCUUCCUCCACACCACGUAGCGUAAGUGGGUGUAGGCAAGCAAGGGUUGUCUAGGGAAAGCCAGAGAGAGUUAAAUAAAUGGAACAGGAAUAGGCAAAGCCAAAAAAAGGUGGUUUUGGUCAGGAUUUGAAUGUUGGCACUGGUUGCAUUGUAUACUUUGACAGGCUACUUGCUUUGGAGUAUCUAGGAAACCACAUCUCAGGAACAUAAUGGAAACAAAAACUGGAGAAGGUUGGUUUUGUAGGAGGUAAAUGUGUGCACAAAUCUUGACCGCUAAAUAAAUGUGUUUCAGAUCCUACAUUUUACAGGUAGUCAUGGACAGAGGUCUUCUCCACAGUACUUUGAACAGUCAUGCUUCAAAGGCAAAAGUGAUAUUUUACAACAGUGUAAAUAGUCUAUUGGUCUAUUAAAAAAGAAAUUAAAAAUCAACUUUUUUGCAGUUGACUUGCUAGAUUGUUUUUACUCAGUCCCCUACUGCCAGUGUAUUUUACAAACUGUUAAUGAAAACAUUUACAGCAAAUACAUCUAAAUACGUGACUGAAACGUACAAAUAAAAUACAACUCACAAUAGCUAUUGAAAUGUUCAUCUAAAUGGUCAGUUCUUAUGCUGUGAAUUUAGAAAGUAAAUAUAAUGACCAACAGGCAAGGGCAUGUUUUAACAUUACUUUAAAAUAACAUUUUAAACACUUCAAAUUCUUUAAAACCAUUCUCUUCUUUCGUUUAAUUGUAUAUUGAACUAUUUUCAGACCUCUCAUGAGCCACAGGAUGCUUGGGUAUUUUUGAUUGUUUUUCUAUAUAUAUCAUUCUAUAUGUCACUAUAGAUGUAGUUUUGUGAAUUGUUAGGCUAAUCUUUCGAUUAAAAAAAGGAAGUUAUGAUAAAAAACGUGAUUAUUUAAUGAUUCAUCUUUCCCUCACUCAGCAAAGUAGGAUCUGUGGGUCAGCAAUAUAACAUGGGAUUCAUGUUAAAGUGGAACUGGACUGAAUCAAUGUAUAAAUCCAGCUUCAUAGUGUGCCUCUCAGGUGUUCUUCUGCCCCUCCAGAGAGCACUAAGAAUACAGCAAGUUGCACAUGCACAUUUCACAAGUCUGUCAUAUAUGGCGUAGAUGUAAUAUAUGGUUAUAUAUUGCUUGCGAUCACAACACCUCUAUUGCCAGCCAAAAAUUUAUGAAAAAGAGUUUUUCUCAGACUUCACAGCAACAUCAAAGGAAAAGCUACAGUGUCCUCUAAAAUACAGCAGGUCUCUGAUUAUUCCUAUCCUGUAAGUUUUCAUUUCCCCCUAACAAAGGGAUUUCGAAAGGUACAUACUGCCACCAUGUGACUCCAUGUAUAGCACUGUAAGAUGCUUUACCCAUUAAUCCCUUUUCCUGUUACCUCUUCCAAAAGGCCCUUGAUCUUAUGUUUAACAUUAUCUUACAAACUAGCUGCAAGAAA
This is a messenger RNA of Colossoma macropomum (tambaqui), 3655 nucleotides long. Its product is annotated as protein delta homolog 1. NCBI's taxonomy places the organism in Eukaryota, Metazoa, Chordata, Actinopteri, Characiformes, Serrasalmidae. Gene Ontology annotation, biological process: heterophilic cell-cell adhesion; establishment or maintenance of epithelial cell apical/basal polarity. Bases 414 to 1577 code for a protein of 387 amino acids. Gene Ontology annotation, cellular component: protein-containing complex; plasma membrane. Gene Ontology annotation, molecular function: calcium ion binding. The record is from RefSeq and is a predicted model, not a curated record. The transcript has 5 exons.